CCACCGCCGUGUCAUUCCAGAUGUGACUGACAAGUCGUUUUAUGUCGCCUGCAUUGAGUCCUGUGCUGUUCAUCUCGGAGAGACUGUGACACCAUGGCUUUGGUUAUGGAACCUAUAAGUAAAUGGACACCAAAGCAAGUGCUGGACUGGAUGAAAGGUCUGGAUGACUGUCUCCAGCAGUACGUGAAGAGUUUCGAGCGGGAGCAAAUGGGGGGAGAGCAGCUGCUGCACAUCACCCAUCAGGAACUGGAGGAGCUGGGCGUCACCAGGAUAGGACAUCAGGAGCUCAUCCUGGAAGCUGUCGACCUUCUCUGUGCCCUGAACUAUGGUCUAGAGACAGAGAACCUUCGGACUCUGUCCCACAAGCUGAAUGCUUCGGCGAAGAACCUACAGAACUUCAUCUUGGGCCGGCGGAGGGGCGGACACUACGAUGGACGAGCUUCCAGGAGGCUACCCAAUGAUUUCCUCACUUCCGUUGUGGAUCUGAUUGGUGCAGCUAAGAACCUGCUAGCCUGGCUUGACAGGUCUCCUAUGUUAUUUCAUAUACGUAUCCGGUACCCACUUAUUAAAAAUCACAUUUUGAAACUAUGUCUGCGCUCCUGGACCAUCAUUUUACAGGAUUGCACUGUGUAUGAGACAGAGAAUAAGAUUCUCCAUGUGUGUAAGACCUUAGCAGGGAUAUGCGACCACAUCAUCUCUCUGUCGUCAGACUCUCUGGUCUCUCAGUCUGCCCACCUGGAGGUGGUUCACCUUACCAGCAUCAUGCCCAGUGAAGGGCUGGGAAUGUAUAUCAAAUCAACAUAUGAUGGACUCCACGUUAUCACCGGAACCACAGAGAAUUCUCCAGCAGACCAGUGUAAGAAGAUCCAUGCAGGGGAUGAGGUGAUCCAAGUCAACCACCAGACAGUGGUGGGCUGGCAGCUGAAGAAUCUGGUCAACGCUCUGAGAGAGGACCCAUGCGGAGUCAUCCUCACGCUGAAGAAAAGGCCCCAGAACACCCUGAGCUCCACGCCGGCUCUGCUCAGAAACGUCCGCUGGAAACCACUGGGCCUGCAGCCGGUCCCCACCAGCCCCACCAACACCUCUCCUACACCCGUUGGAACUUUGGGAAUGUCCAAAAUGGACGCCCCCAGCAUGCAGGACGUCUAUAUCCUCUCUCCUGUCUCUGGACUCUACAGCACCAGGGAGGAGCUGGGUCUGAUGUCAUGUGACGACAUAAGCCGCUACAGCGUGGGCUCCCAGUCCGGCUCCAAAGGUUCAGAAGCAGUCAGCUACUACCUGGACCAGGACAGUGGUCAGUUCUUCUCCCUGCUAGAGGGAGACGGGCCCCCAGGGCCUGACUACGACAGGGGCCGCAAUACGGGGGUUCGCCGGCGGGACAAGACCCCCACCCAUGGUGACCUCAGGCCUGUUUCCAUGCCUCCCGAAUAUAACUGGAUGGCCGAGGCCAAGGAACCCAGCAUGGGCAAGAGAGGGAGCCGAGAUUCAGACAAUUCCCUGCUGCGUUACCUUAGCGACGACAAGAUCCUGGUAAUCGAGGAGGAGCCCGAGGGUCCGGGCAGAGAGAGCCGGCGGGAUUCAACCAGACGCUCUCGGCGCAAGAGCCGCAAUCCCAGCAGCCCCAGCUUUCCCAUCAGCCCCUCCAUGCUGUCCUCCACCCUGCGCCUAGACCAGCCACCUGAUGCUUUGCCUCGAGGUGCGGACACGCUGCGAGCAGACACAACAGACAGGUACUCCGGCUCAGGAAGCUCAGGAGCGGCCUCCAUGAGGAAGUCUUUCCAUUACACCUCUCUAAGAACGAAAACCAAAAAGCGAAGUAAAGGUUCCCUCACUAGCGCCAGUCGAAGGAGAAUUUCCUGUAAGGACCUGGGCCACGGUGACUGUGAGGGCUGGCUGUGGAAAAAGAAGGAUGCUAAAGGUUACUUCACCCAGAAAUGGAGGAAGUACUGGUUUAUCCUCAAAGAGUCCUGCCUCUACUGGUACACCAACCAAAAUGAUGAGAAAGCUGAGGGCUUCAUCAGCCUCCCAGAGUUCAGAAUAGACCGAGCCAUAGAGUGCAGACGGAAAUUUGCCUUCAAAGCCUGUCAUCCAAAAAUCAAGAGCUUCUUCUUCGCCACAGAUUGUCUUGAGGAAAUGAACAGGUGGAUGAACCGGCUGGGUCUCGCUGCUAUUGGCUACACACCAGAUGACAAGGUGCCACGCCCCGAUGAAGACUACUGGAGUGAGAGUGAUCAGGACGAGGUCGAUGGCUCAAUGACGCUCAAACAGGAGGGACCCUCAUCCCUCUGUGAUACUUAUCACCGCACACCAUCAGUAAAUUCCUCUAGCCCCUUCCCUGAGCCAAAGCACGGGCGACAUUUCUCCAGUGAGUCCACGCACUCCCACUCCUCGGCCGAGGACCAGCGUGGAGAUGGCAUGGGCAUGGGCACAGGCACAGGCAGCACCAGUACCCACUCGUCAGGCUGCCGUUCUACCCAUCGUGAACGGCGCUCCUGGCAGGACCUCAUUGAGACCCCUCUCACCAGCGCAGGGCUGCACUUCCUCCAAACGGCACCGGGGGAGAGUGACUAUGGAGGCCUAAUGGGGAGCAUGGUUGGAGAGAUGGGGCUGUACGGAGGGCUGGGCAGACAGGGCAUGUCCCCGGAGAGACGCAGGCAGGCCACACUUCCCGUACGGAGACACCACGCCGCAGAGAGAGACAGGGAGAGGGACGGGCCCUUCCCUCUGGAGCGAGGUCCACACUCACACAGCCACACACACCGACGCUCUCACAAGCAGCGCAGCCAGAGUCUGCCCAGGAACAGGGACCCGAUGCUAGGAAAGCUGUUACACACCUCAGCUCAUAUGGAGGAGAGGAGUGAGGACGAGGAGGCAGAGGGACAGGCUGCAGAUAUACUCCAGGGUGAGGAUGCUGUGAAUGUCACUCUUACUGGUCCUCUCCUGGAUGUCCCAGACCUGCGGGAGUUGAGAGUUGAGAGCAGAGAGAGGAGGGUGUCGGAGGGAAGGGAGCGGCGGGUUUCAGAAGGACGUGAGCCUGAGCCGUUGGACGGGCUAGAGCAGCUGUACCGGGCCCUGGAGCAAGCUAACGUGACGGCCCUAGGAGACCCAAGACCCUGCAGCAGACAGGAGCUUCGACGUUGUUUCACCCAGAGAGCCAGGGACCCUCUGCUCAACGACAGGCUGCACCGGGUCCGAGCCCUCCGCAGCACCUUGAAGGCCAAAGAGUCCGAGCUGGCAGUAAUCUGUGCCCUCCUGGAGGACCCUGGCCUGUGCUCCCAGACCUUCAGAGAGUGGAAGCAGUGGCACAGCGAGCUCUACUCAGACAUCUGCCAGCUCAGUCCCGGCACCAACGGCCAGGACGACCUCUCCCCGCUGGGCGCACCUCUCAUGACCCACACACACUCCUUCAUUGAGACACAUGUGUGAGAAAGAGAAGAGAAGCAAAGACUGAACUGAUAUAUAAACACUCAUUUACACACGCACACAUACACACACAGACACACACACAGUUUUACAUUAGCUGAAUCCUCUCUCCUGAUCACGACUCUGAGCACGCACUCACACAAACACGCCCACAAACACACACACACACACACACACACACAGGAACACACAUUGUAAGAUGUGUAAAUAUCAUAGAGGGAACAGUCUGAGACCUGCGUGUAUGAACUUUUGAUAAUCCUGAGGACCCCACAGGGUGCCUAUUGCAUGCCUGAACAGAAAGCAUUAAUCUUCCUUUGUCUAUGGAACUCAGCAUAAACUCCACACGCUUGUCGAGCAAAAUGGAAAAAAAGGAGACUUUUUAACACGUUUGUUCCUUUGUAUUCUCUUGGUUUUGCUAUUUUUUUCCUGUUGAUUUUAGGGGCAGGGGGAGCUAUGUAGCAGCAAUACAGAGGAGAAUCCUUUUCACCACAGCACUGUACUACUUUUGUACUGAUGAACUUUGCACCCAGAGCCACCAGUUCUCCCCCCUUUCUCUCUAUAUCUUUUUUUUUUCUCUCACUACAUAUCUUGUUGAUUUACAGGGACCUCACUUGUUAAUCCAGGCUGAUCUGACGGGACAGUGUGGGGAAUGUAAGGGCAGUGACUUUUAGUAAGACUGUGAAAGGUAGCCGUCAAUGCUGGUUUAUCUGUUUUAGAUGAAAACAAGAGUCACAAGCAUUGAAGGAACCAUUGUGCUGGCUAGAUGCACACUAUUUCAAACUGUGAACUGUUAAAAACACAAUGUUAUCUGCAGAAGGAGGCUCCUCUGAUAGAGUGCAAUUCUACAAUUCAGUUUGCAUUCUCUCUCUCCCUAGUCUUUCUUUCUUUUCCUCUCUAUCGCUCUCUUUCUCUCUCUC
Messenger RNA from Morone saxatilis (striped sea-bass), 4340 nucleotides. Its product is annotated as connector enhancer of kinase suppressor of ras 2. Bases 94 to 3426 code for a protein of 1110 amino acids. Gene Ontology annotation, biological process: regulation of signal transduction. The record is from RefSeq and is a predicted model, not a curated record. NCBI's taxonomy places the organism in Eukaryota, Metazoa, Chordata, Actinopteri, Moronidae. Gene Ontology annotation, molecular function: protein binding. The transcript has 25 exons. Gene Ontology annotation, cellular component: cytoplasm; membrane.